This is a messenger RNA of Rhinocladiella mackenziei CBS 650.93, 537 nucleotides long. RefSeq lists its product as uncharacterized. Bases 1 to 537 code for a protein of 178 amino acids. The record is from RefSeq and is a predicted model, not a curated record. Lineage: Eukaryota; Fungi; Ascomycota; Eurotiomycetes; Chaetothyriales; Herpotrichiellaceae. The transcript is spliced from 3 exons.
AUGACCGAUAUCCCGCCCGAGAAAGCCCCAAAAUCGGGUUUCAAUAUUUACGGCUGUGCAUCCGUGAGUCCGGUUAAGCUGACCAUCGCGGCCGAGGAGCUGAGCAUUCCGUACAACUAUAUCAACUUGGAUAUGGGCGCCGGCGAGCCCAAAGCCGAGUGGUACGCGUCCAUCAACCCGAACGGCCGUAUGCCCGCCAUCGUCCAUGUCAAAGAGGACGGGACGUCCAUGACCGUCUUCGACAGCGCCGCCUGUCUGCUCUAUAUUGCCAGCGAAUUUGAUAAGGAGCACAAGCUCUCGUACCCAGUCGGGACGCCCGAGUAUUGGAAGCAGUUAUCCUGGCUCUCGUGGCAAGUCGCAGGCUACGGCCCCAUGAUGGGUCAAGCAUGCUAUUUCAAUCGGUAUGCAACCGAAUCGGUGCCGUACGGAGCCUGGCGCUAUACGUCUGAGUGUCGACGGCUCAACCACGUGUUGGACAAGCAGCUGCUAGGUCUUACCUCCGGCGCCCUGGUUUCAACGAUUAAGCAUACGGCCUAA